Molecule: messenger RNA, 2602 nt
Organism: Camponotus floridanus (Florida carpenter ant)
Lineage: Eukaryota; Metazoa; Arthropoda; Insecta; Hymenoptera; Formicidae
Product: sodium- and chloride-dependent GABA transporter 1
Exons: 11
Coding region: 353-2305 (650 amino acids)
Biological process (GO): sodium ion transmembrane transport
Cellular component (GO): membrane
Source: RefSeq, a predicted model, not a curated record
CCACAUCUCUUGUGGGGUAGGUCGCAGAUAUUCCGUGACCGACGCGUCAGUAACGUCAAAUAAACCUCGUCUACUCCGAAAGUGCGCUUUAGCAAACGUCACCCCUGACAAGUGAAUCCGCACGAAUCACUCGAUUCGAUUCAAUUCGGGAAAUCCUCCCCAGAAAGAGACCCAGGAGGAGAUCUGAUCCGAAAGCGGACUCUCGGGCGUGAGCGAUUCUUUGCGACGUAGCAAACGUCUGCUUCCUCGAGCGAUGUAAUGAUUACGCGCAAUUCCGGAUCCUAUCACGACGAGACGGAAAAUUGACGGUCACGGCUAGUGCAUCGGAAUCCUUAACGCAAUCUUUGGCUCCAUGGCGGAGAAAAUGUAUUACUGGGGCGAGGAGAAAGAUCAAGUCGACCCCGAUCAGACCUUCAUAGAGUUCAAGGCCAAAUCGGUGGGGACGGACAAAAGACGCGAGCCGUCCCGCACUGUACCAAAAAUGACAGUAUCCUCGCCGCAGGGUAAAAUGAUCGAGAUGAGCAAUAGAGAGGAAGAUGCCGAACGCGGCGGUUGGGACAAUAAACUCGACUUUCUGUUUUCUUGCAUAAGUGUCUCCGUCGGACUGGGAAAUGUCUGGCGGUUUCCCUACCUUUGCUAUAAAAAUGGCGGCGGUGCUUUCCUGAUCACUUACGGUAUCGCGAUGCUGUUUUGCGGAAUCCCUAUAUUUUUUCAAGAAGUCGCUAUUGGACAAUAUCUUGGAGCUGGUGGAAUGUCAUUAGUAGGACAAUUAUGUCCUCUUUUGCAAGGUGUGGGAUAUGCUACGAUGACUAUUGUAUUCUUCCUCGAUGUUUAUUAUUGCAUAAUCAUUUCUUGGACACUUUUUUACUUAAUAAGCACAUUCGUAAAUUUACCCAGAAUACCUUGGAGUGGAUGCGGAAAUUGGUGGAACACGAAUGAUUGUUUUGAUGCUAGCAUGCAUGGAUUGAAUUGUUCUAAAACACCUGUCGAAAAUAAUAUCAUGUAUAAUAAUACCUGCCAUCAUACUACGCCUGUAGAAGAAUAUUGGGAUCGGCGAGUCCUCGGCAUCACGUCCGGCAUCGAGACUAUCGGCAAAGUCCAGUGGGAGCUGUUAGGCUGCUUGAUUGUCGGCUGGUUACUCGUUUACUUUAUCAUCCGGCGCGGUCUACAUCAGAGCGGUAAGAUCAUCUGGUUUUCAGCCUUGUUCCCGUACGUGGUGCUUUUCAUUCUUUUGGGAAGAGCGGUGACGUUAGAGGGCUCGUACGACGGUUUGCUUUACUACGUGACGCCGCGAUGGGAAGAAUUGCGCAAUCCCGGACCGUGGAUAGACGGUGCUACCCAGAUCUUCUUCGCGUACAGUAUCGGUACCGGUGCCCUGCCCGCCCUAGGCUCUUACAACAAGUUCCAUCACAAUUGUUAUAGAGACGCAAUAAUCACUUGCGUAGUCAAUACCCUGACGUGUCUUCUGGCCGGUUGCGUAACAUUUUCGAUACUGGGUCACAUCGCUCUGGAACAGCAAACGCAGGUGUCCGAGGUCGUCAAGAGCGGGCCUGGUCUCGUGUUCCUCACGUAUCCCGAGGUCGUUCUCAAGCUACCCGGUGCUUCGUUAUGGGCCAUUAUAUUCUUCGUGAUGCUGCUUAUACUCGGUAUCGACAGUGAAUUUUGCAUCGUGGAAUCUUUCAUAACCGGUAUGGUCGACUACUGGCCGGAUAUACUUCGUCCUCAUAGGAUCAAGUUCACCAUUGCUAUCUGUCUGAUAAUGUUUGGCCUCGGAAUUCCGAUGGUCACGAACGGUGGAAUUUAUAUUUUCCAAUUGAUGGAUUUCUACUCCGCGAGCGGUAUGUCCAUUUUGUGGGUGUGCUUCUUCCAAACGAUCGCGAUAUCGUGGAUUUUCGGAGCGAAGAAAUUCUGCGAUUGUGUGCAUCAGAUGAUGGGAAUUCGUUUGAAUAAAUUUUGGUACAUAUGCUGGGUUCUAUUCGCGCCGGUGAUCAUGGUCUUCAUCUUCGUAUUUCAAAUCGUGCAAUAUAAGCCACUUAAAUAUGGCAGCAGUUAUGAGUAUCCGACAUGGGCGGAAAUAGUGGGAGUAUGCUUGAGUCUUUCAUCUAUGAUAUGGAUACCAGGUUACGCGUUAUAUUAUAUAAUAAUGACGCCAGGAUCGCUUAAGGAGAAUUUCCAGAAGGGUCUGCAGCCGAACAUAAAAUCGCAUGCAAAAUUACCGAAAGGCGAGAAGUCGGCCGUUAUACCUAUGUCAGAAAGCAGCGCCGGCUUAAUUACGAAAAAUAAUAGUUUCCUGAGUCAAACAUGAUUGACGCUAGCGAUCAUCUUUAAUUCAUAUAUUAGGUUACACUUAUCGUAAAAAUAAUAUAUUUAUAGAGAUAAACAAAAUUAAAAAAGUCCAGCACGAUUGGACAUUCAGUAGUAAUUUGUGUCAAAAUGGACGCGUGUCAAAUUAAUUAGUUUCGUUCAGUUAAGAAGCGAUCAUUACAUUAUUAUUUAUUUAAUGCUAAAUCAUAGAUAUUAUAUUUAUUUUAGUAUUCCUGAUAAAUACAUCAAAAGGUCUCCUUAAUACCUUAAUAGCUGGUCAAUUAUAACGUUUUAAUAC